AGUUAAGUUAGUUGACCGUGAACAGCCGAGGUGAUCGGUGAUCUCAACAAUUGUCUACAUUUAAAAACUAAAUGGUUUUAAUAUAUAAUUACAAGUAAACAAAAAAGAAAACAAGAAAUAAAUGUCUUAAGUGAACAAAUUCAUUAUCAUAAUCAUGAACAAAUCAAUUAUUUUAAUCAUAGUAAUUUUCUGUUUUUCGUGUACUAUAAAUUCAACACCUCUUGAUUAUUGGACAUUAAGAGCUCAAAUAAUUGAAAAUGAACAAAGAUCCACCCUUGGAGGUCAACUUGAAUUUGAACAUGGAGAACGAAUUGCUAACGAUUUUCUAAUGUCGAAGAAACGUGCCGAAUUUCAAAAUGCAUUUAAAAACGCAAGUAAUUUUCUACCGGCACAUAACUUCGUAAGUGUAAUAAAUAACAUAGAACAAUCCGAAGUUUUUAAGAUCAUUCAAAAAAUGCCAAAAGGUGCCGUUCUUCAUGCACACGACACGGCACUCGUUUUAGCAGAUUGGAUUUUACGAAACGUAACUUACCGACCUAAUCUCUACAUGUGCUUAACAUCGGAUGGCCAAUUGAAAUUAAAAUUUUUUAACAAACCAACCAAAGACUGCAGUUGGAAACUUUUAAGCAAUGUUAGAAAAACUACAGACACUAUCGACGAAAGAAUUUACAGAGAAAUGACUAUGACAAUGGACAAUCCUGAUGAUUAUCGAGAUGUCGAUAAAGCAUGGUCUAAAUUUAACCGAAUAUUUUCAUUUAUUAGACCAUUACUUACUUACAAACCAGUUUACGAGGACCACUUUUACCAAGCCUUGACAGAUCUUUACAACGACAAUGUUAUGUACAUAGAAUUACGUAGUACACUUGAACAUUUGUACGAUCUCAAUGGUACCGUUUAUCCACAACUCGAAACAGUAGCGGUUUAUAAAAAAAUUACGGAAAGAUUUGUCGCAGAACAUCCAAACUUCUUCGGUGUCAAACUUAUAUAUGCACCCUAUCGUAGAGUUAAUUUAACACAAUUGGAUAGAUAUUUAACGACAUUGAAAGAAUUGAAAGAUAAUUAUCCUACGUUCUUAGCUGGAUUCGAUUUAGUUGGACAAGAAGAUAAAGGAACACCUUUGGUGGUGUUCGCUAAUAAAUUGAGAGAUUUCGAUCAUUCGAUCAAUUAUUUUUUCCACGCUGGUGAAACUGAUUGGUAUGGUUCGAGUACUGAUGAAAAUCUUAUUGAUGCUAUUCUAUUAGGUGCCAAACGCAUUGGACACGGAUACGCUUUAACGAAACAUCCACUAUUAAUGGAAAUGGCAAAACAACGUCGAAUCGCCAUAGAAGUAAAUCCAAUCUCCAAUCAAGUGUUAAGGCUCGUACAAGAUCUUAGAAAUCAUCCAGCAGCCGAAUUAUUUGCGAACAAUUUUCCAAUCGUCGUAUCGAACGAUGAUCCUGGAUUAUGGGGUGUUCGAGCUUUGAGUUACGAUUUUUAUCAAGCUUUCGUUGGUAUCAUGUCGCAGAAUUCGGAUUUGAGGGCUUUAAAACAGCUCGCAUUGAAUUCUAUUAUGUACAGUAGUUUGAAUGCCGAAGAAAAAGAUAAUGCAUUGAAACUUUGGAGACAGAAAUGGAAUAAUUUUAUACAAUAUUUAAUACAUCAAAUUGUUUAAUAUUUUAUAGAACAACAACAACAACAAAUAUAUAUAUUUAAUAAUAAAAAUGAUCUAUUUAGAAAACAUUUUAUCAUAAUUGUAACAGAAAAUAAUAAACACGUAAUCUAAACAAACUCACAUAAUACGUAAUUGUGAUAAUAGUUAAAAG
Molecule: messenger RNA, 1802 nt
Organism: Polistes canadensis
Lineage: Eukaryota; Metazoa; Arthropoda; Insecta; Hymenoptera; Vespidae
Product: adenosine deaminase CECR1-like
Exons: 4
Coding region: 155-1651 (498 amino acids)
Biological process (GO): inosine biosynthetic process; adenosine catabolic process
Molecular function (GO): adenosine deaminase activity
Source: RefSeq, a predicted model, not a curated record